AUGAAGGACUUAGUGCAAAUAUGGAACAGAGUGGCGGGAAAGUCGUACUCCUCGGUGAACACCGCAGAACGGGAGCUAAGGGAUUUGUCGCACAAUCGAUUGAAAAGGGCCGACAUCGACGCGGCCAACGGCGAGGAUCACUACUCGGAGUGCGAGGGCCUGAACCACAAGUUCAACGAUGACUUCGACUUCACCGAAAGGAAAGACGCCAUCAUCAACAGACUCUUCGAGAGGAGGAAGAAGGGACAAGUCGCUAGACAGCCCAAAUGUUUGUUCAUCCUGCUCAUGCUUGGUUUCUUUGCCGUGGGAACGGGCUGUUUCAUAUUGUUCCUGCAUCCUUAUGACUUCUUCUUCAGCCAGAAAGCGUUGCUAGAGGAUGGGGGCGAAAUCUUCGAGAUGUGGAGGAAACCUGAGGUGAAGCUGUACUGCCGAGUGUAUCUCUUCAACAUCACCAACGCCGAGGAGUACAUGUCGGGGAAGGACAGCAAAGUGAACGUCCAGGAGGUCGGGCCCUACGUCUACCAGGAGGGUCUGGAACAUGAAGUGCUACGCUUCAAUGACAACGGCACCCUCUCAGCAAUCCCGAGGCAUCCUCUCACUUGGGUGGAGGAGUUGUCCGAGGGCCACAAGGAAGACGACAUACUAUAUCUACCGCAUAUCGCUUUGCUGAGUAUAGCGAACGUGGUGGCGAAACAAAGUUUCAUGACUCGAUUCGGACUGAACAACCUGAUAUCGUUGACCAACAGCCAACCACUGGCCAAGAUGACGGCCAGAGAGUUCAUGAUGGGAUACAAAUCUGAGCUGAUGACCCUGGGCAACACCUUCAUGCCUGGGUGGAUCUACUUCGACAAGCUCGGCCUGAUCGACCGAAUGUACGAUUUCAACGGCGACUUCGAGACCAUAUUUACCGGGACGGACGACGUGACGAACUCUGGUUUGAUCGACACCUAUCGGGGCUCCACCGACCUGCCCCAGUGGGAUGGCAAGUACUGUUCCAACGUGCAGUACGCUUCAGACGGCACCAAGUUCAAGAGUGGCGUCACCUUCAACCAGUCCAUCUUAUUCUACAGGAAGAGCCUCUGCAGGGCUGCACCGCUGAUUCCCGUAGAAAAAGGCGUUAGAAGUGGUCUUAAAGGUUACAUGUACACAUUCCCUGAACACAUGCUGGACAAUGGGAAGGCAAUAGAGGAGAACAAGUGCUUCUGUAGAAGAGACAAAUGCUUACCCGAAGGCUUAAUAGAUGUGGCGGAUUGUUACUACAGCUUCCCUAUCGCGCUUUCUUAUCCUCAUUUCUAUAAAGGAGAUGAUGUAUUAUUCAGCAAAGUGGAAGGUCUAAAUCCAAACCAGGAACAACAUGAAACUAGAUUUUGGAUUCAGCCCGAUUCCGGUCUACCCUUGGACGUUAGUACCAAGUUCCAGAUCAACAUGGCCCUGGACGACCUAUCGGCCAUUAAAAACUCCGAGAAAUUCUCCAAUAUGUACCUACCCUUACUGUGGUUUGAUAUUAGAAUGUACACACUAACGCCGUCACUGAUGCAGAGGUUCGGCCUUUAUCUGAACGUGCUUCCGGUAGUCGAGAAAUGCGCUAUGUACAUCUGUUUCGCGAUCGGCGCGAUUCUGAUCCUUAUGACCACCUACAUAGUGACGUUCAAGAUAAUGUUCAAGAGCUACGACGGAAACGGGCGCAAGUGCAACUUCAACUUCAAGAGCGCGCACUGGAUAGAGCAGGGGAAGCCGGGCCGGACAGGCCGGGGCACGGUUUACGCGCCUUGCGAAAUUCCCCUCACGGACUCCGACAGCACCGAUCCCUGCUUGCAGGACGCCUGCAGCACUCAGAGCAGGAUCAAAGAGCUCGGCAGCCUGCUCCCGGACAAAGUCCAGGGUUCGGUAGACAGCGUUAAAGCGUUGAGGGCUGACCGGACAAAAACGCCAAGCCGCAAGGACUCCCUGAUCGAGAGCGAUUCGGGCGAGAGCAGUGCGGGCGUGGCCAGCGAAAACGACGAUGCGUACAAAUCCGGCGACUGCCGGUAUCUGGAAGUGGUGGACGACGGAUUCGACGAGAGCAGCGCGAUGUUCCCGGCCGGUGAUGGGGCCUCGAGGACCCCGGAGCUCCACAUCCACAUCGGC
Molecule: messenger RNA, 2127 nt
Organism: Iphiclides podalirius (scarce swallowtail)
Lineage: Eukaryota; Metazoa; Arthropoda; Insecta; Lepidoptera; Papilionidae
Source: the annotation of a GenBank genome assembly